AUGAGGUCUUGGUAUGAGAAGGUCGCAAAGGGAAGACAGCGAGAAGAUCAAAGAAGAGGCUCAAUCGCUGCACAGCUGUCCAAGUCCCUGGAACAAGAUGUGCCUAUACCAUAUGACUUUGAGUCUGAGCCCUUUGGCUUAUUCAUCCUGCAUCCAUCGCCUGAGAUCUACCAGGUACAUGGCGAUAUUGAUGUUGACAUCGUCGCCGUUCAUGGAUUGAACGGUAGUGCGAAAAAGACCUGGACUGACUCAGCUACUGGGUAUUGCUGGCUGGAAGACCUACUGCCUGAGUCGAUUCCGAGAUGCAGGGUGAUGACCUUCGGAUAUGACUCCAAGCUGGCUUUCAGUAAAUCUCAAUCAGGCGUCGAAGCCUUUGCUCAAGAUCUCUUGAACCGCCUGAGAGUGGCCCGAAAUCGACCGCUAGUAUUUAUAGCUCACAGUCUAGGCGGUAUCGUAGUAAAAAAGGCUUUGAUCAUAGCGCACAACGGCUCCGAGGUCUAUAUUCCGAUUCUCAAGUCCACGACCGGCAUUGUCUUCUUGGGUACCCCGCACCGCGGAUCUGACUUGGUGCCUUGGGGCAUCCUGCUCUCAAAUCUCGUCAGAGUAACCAGCAUAGGAAGAAACAUACGAAAAGAGCUCUUACAUACACUCAGUAAAGACUCUAACACGUUAAUGGAGAUCUCAAAACAAUUCCUGCAGCGCGCAACGUCUUUAAGGAUCAUGAGCUUUGUUGAACAGCAGGUAGAAAGUCCACUGACAACAUUGGUUGUUCCAGAGUAUUCGGCCGUCAUGGGUUUGCCUAACGAGACUGUGCUUCCAAUGAACGCUCACCAUCGUGGGCUUACUCGAUUCUUGCGAAAGACUGACCAGAAUUAUAUCCUUGUUGAAGCGGCGAUCAGAGAAGUUGCAUAUGGAAGCAUGGAUAAAUGUCACACUUGUCCAAAGGCAACACGCUACUCGAUCGAGAAAGCUAACCUUGACGUAGGCGAAAAUGAUUUGGAUGAUACCCUCAAGGUGGCCUCGAAAGAUGCAACAAUGACCUUGCCAAAUACCACCGACUUAUCGAUUUCCAGACCAGUGACAAUACUGUCUCCCAGUAGUAUCACUGGCCAUUCAUUCACCUUUAGGUGCGCAAGCCCAGGUAAUAGGCCACCUACACCGGCAGUGUCCUUUUCCAUGCCACCGACAAGUAAUAUGGCUCCAAAGUUCCAAGGCAGCACCUUUGAUAGAAGACCAAGUUCUUCCACAGACAGCCUGAAGAACCAAUCGCUGGAUCUGCCGAACAAGCCAGUAGAGAUUGUUACAUUACGCAUUAGCAGUCUGAGGCGUCAGCUUGAUCUGAAAAGCUAUAAGGAAAGAGAUAUUUCUUAUGUUAUAAAACUCCCAGGGAAUAUAGAAAUCUCGCGUUUAAAUUCCUUGUUGCAAAAAGAAGUCAAUGGGAUCAAGAAAGUCAAGUCUUUCAGGUUUAACAACCAGAAAGGUAAUAUCCGAUUCCUGUGGGAGGAUAUCUUCACGACUCCUGUCGAGGUCACAUGUGGCCGACCGUCUUACAACAAAGCAAGAGGCUUGAAUAUUAACAUAGAUCAAUCAAUAGCCUCAUUCAUGAGCAAAGCCUUUCCCCAUCCAAUCACCGCUAAACUUAAUAAGAAUAGUCAGAACGGGCACUCCACGUUUGACAAGGUUUCAGCUUCGGUUCUUGAAAUCGGACAAGAUGACGCUGCUGACCUGGUUGUUUCAUUCAUGAGAACUGUUAGAGUCCCUGACAGCGAUAAGAAGUACGAUUUACCUCCUGGACUGGGGAGAUUCCCGCUGUUCAACGUUGCGCCUUUUAGUCACAGUUUGCCUCCUUCGAUGGUGGCUAAAGGCGGAUUCUUCUUCCCUAUGUAUCAAAUGGAAGCAAUGUGGAUUCACUUCCAUUCCGAAGGACAGAAAAGGUUUGCUAUUCGACCCUACGUUGGCGGCGUCAAUGGCCUUUCAGGGGAAUCAUCUGAAGGGGGCAUGGCGUCGAUACUUCGUCGAAUGAAUUCUGAGGCCCGAAAGCAGGACUACAUCGUACUCCCAGAGCAAUUAUGGCUUGACGGGAUUGCUAUUGCACCUGGAAUGGUCAGCCAGUUUGUUGCCACGGAAAUGGCUCCUCCACGAUCGCAAGAGAGUAGGAAUCAUCGAAGCAGUAGAGAACUAGAGGCGUUAAGCAGCCCUUCACCCCAUGAUACUCCCAGUGGAGCGUCUAUUGAGUGGCAGAUUACUGGUCGUGAUGAAGUCGGAGGACUGCAGCUUCAAAUAGUUCCUGCAUUUGAGACUGACUCGAUGCACGCUGGUUCGACUAGAAACGUCUGCAUGACGAGCCACGGCGUUAUAUCUGCUGUUACUCCGCCGCUGACCAUAGAACAUGUCUUUGAUGUGCUGUCGACCCCUGCCGAGCUCAACCUAAAAAUAGGUCAAGUGAUCCAUGUGGAAGACCUCAAGGCAUCAGCGCAAUCACGCCCCAAGGUCGUCUCCGAUUUGCUGAACGAAGGCCCAUCAAAGCUCACUUGUCAAGACGUUGUUGAGCUUGACGCAGUUUACGAGAGCUACAACGAGUGGGUGUUUGACAUCAAGCUCCUCGGCAGCCAACACCCUCCUAUCUCGCUUAGGUUUAAUGACAACGAUCCAUUUGACUCUGUGUUGUAUAUCGUCGCGAAGGAACUACAGGCAUCGAAAGGUUCGCUGGCCGUAGACAUUUUCGCCGGGAAUAUUGCUCAGGGAUGGAUUCCAAUCUCAUCUUGGCGAGCUCUCGCCUGGCUUCCAAAGCUUACGGAGAAGGAUUAUGCACAAAUCCGGCAGUGCGAGCUCACUUUUAUAAGCCUUGUUCUUCAUCGUUGA
Messenger RNA from Fusarium venenatum, 2862 nucleotides. The record is from RefSeq and is a predicted model, not a curated record. NCBI's taxonomy places the organism in Eukaryota, Fungi, Ascomycota, Sordariomycetes, Hypocreales, Nectriaceae.